Messenger RNA from Torulaspora delbrueckii, 981 nucleotides. RefSeq names its product NADHX dehydratase (gene NNR2). The record is from RefSeq and is a predicted model, not a curated record. The transcript has a single exon. The coding region runs from base 1 to 981 and encodes 326 amino acids. Gene Ontology annotation, molecular function: ATP-dependent NAD(P)H-hydrate dehydratase activity. Gene Ontology annotation, biological process: metabolite repair. NCBI's taxonomy places the organism in Eukaryota, Fungi, Ascomycota, Saccharomycetes, Saccharomycetales, Saccharomycetaceae.
AUGUUGGGUAGAUUGAGUCAUUUGGAGUUGAUCCAGUUAGCGCAUAAGAGAUGUGUGACACCUUUAUCACCAAAAUUUCACAAGGGCCAAAAUGGUAGAGUUUGUAUCAUUGGAGGGUGUGAGGACUAUACAGGAGCACCAUACUUCAGUGCUCAUGCGACAGCAUUGAUGGGUUGUGAUAUGACCCAUGUUAUCUGUGAGAAGGACGCUGCAACGGUAAUCAAGUCAUAUUCGCCCAAUUUGAUGGUACACCCUUAUUUGAGGAUGGGUAAAUUGGGCGAAAUGCCCAAGAUCAAGCCGCUGCUAUCCAAAAUGCAUGUGUUAGUGAUAGGCCCUGGUUUAGGAAGAGAUGAGGGAAUGCUCAAAUCCGUCAAGGAGAUUGUUAGGAUCGUACUUGAAGAACACGACGGCAUGAUCCCAAUAGUGUUCGAUGCCGAUUCGCUGUACCUGUUAACCCAGGAUCAGGAAGUCAGAGACAUGGUUCGUCGUUUCCCCAGUGGUAGAAUAAUUCUAACCCCCAAUGUGGUCGAGUUCAAGAGGAUCAAAGAUGUCAUAGGGGAAGACUCGGAAUCUGUUGAAGCCGGAGCAUACAUAGCCAAGAAACUUAAGUGCAUUGUUGUGGAGAAGGGCACAGAGGACAAGAUUUUCUCACCAAAACCUUUCCAAGACAACAAGGAUAAGUCCUGGCUAGUGAGUUCCGUCGAAGGUAGCAAUAAGAGAGUAGGUGGACAAGGGGAUACUUUAACCGGCACAAUCGCCUGCAUGCUGGCAUUCAGUCGAGCCAGACACGAUUUCAAAUUAUGUGGAGACGACAGCGAUUCAAAGUUCGAAUGGCUAGAUUACGCCAUGUUAAGUUGCUACGUCGGCUCUACUGUGACUCGUGAAUGCGCAAAGCUAGCAUUCACCGCCAAAAAGCGUGCAAUGCAAACCUCCGACAUGAACGAUCGUGUCGGUGAAGUCUUCGACAAGCUAUUCGGAUAA